This is a messenger RNA of Paraglomus occultum, 411 nucleotides long. The record is from the annotation of a GenBank genome assembly. Lineage: Eukaryota; Fungi; Glomeromycota; Glomeromycetes; Paraglomerales; Paraglomeraceae.
AUGUUUUUGGCUACGCUUUAUGCUGUUAGUAUUAACGCCUUUCCACAUCGACAUGACGAUUCACAAUAUGGAAAUUAUGGCUUUGUUUCUUGUGAAUCAAAUAUUCCCCGAGAACUUGACGUAUCCUAUACACCUAAUCCCCUAGUUUCAAAUGUUAAUGCUACGUUUGAAGUAGCUGGACGCCUACUUAUUGAUGCUCCAACAAAAUUCUUUCUUCAUAUCAUUGUAUAUACAGAUAUUCUCGAAUAUCAUGAUACGUCUGACGUAGAACCGGCAAGGCAUCUCAAAGCUGGAGAAUUAUUUAAUUUCUACGAGACUUUUACAAUGCCAACUUUAUCUGAACAUUACAAGAUUCAGGUUUCGCUAGAUUCUCUCGACACGACUCUAGCUUGUGCAAACGCGACCAUAUAA